AUGUUUAAUCUUGCGGAGAUAUCCAGGUAUACAAACGUCUUAGUGGUGUGUAAUUGGUUCGCGAACUGGCGACGAAAACUCAAAAAUGCCGGCAGAGAACCGCAUAAAAAAACAUGGUCAUCUUUGAUCAAAACCUACAACAACCAAGUUCAAGGAAACGUUGAACAUUUAAGUAUUUGCUCAAACGAUAGUAUAUGGGAAGAAUCAGAUAAAACAUCGAGUUACACUAACGAUAAUUAUACACAAGAGAAACAUUUAUACGAAGAAACAUAUUUUAAUAACAAUAACAACGACAUCCAAAACCAGUGCUAUUACAUUAGUUCCACAACUGAAAACGACCACGAAAAUCCCUUUUCCCAAAAUACGUGUAAGUACAAAAACCACAUGAUGGAAAAGUAUUUAAGGGACUGUCAAAAACCCUUCCAGACCAGUGAUGACAAUAAACCUAUGAUGUCAAAAUGGCUAAAAAGUGCAGCUAAUUUCAUACCGAACGAAAGCAGUUACCUAGACUGGACCUUAAGCAAAAUAAAUAUUACCAAAAAGAGAUUUAAAAUUAACGAAAAUGGUGUAAACGUGAUGAUGCAUGGUAGGGAAGAACUCGACGCUGCUGAAGCAUUGACGACUUUAGCAAAUUCAAUACAUAAGUUAUAAAAAUCGGUAAUAGUGUUGAAUUAUUAUUGAUAUUGUUUUACUAGUCUAAAAUUUUUACAAUGUAAAAAAUAGAUCAACGUAACAAUUAUAUUACUGAUAAGAGCAUCCAAUAGUUUUGUAAUUAACUUUGUUAUUAUUGUUAAGAAAAACUGUUGUUUUGUUUGCUAUUGUAAUUUAUAAAUCGAUAUGUGAUUAAGUUUAUUAUAAUAUAAGUACUUUUUGUAUG
Diabrotica balteata is the source of this 877-nucleotide messenger RNA. The record is from the annotation of a GenBank genome assembly. Lineage: Eukaryota; Metazoa; Arthropoda; Insecta; Coleoptera; Chrysomelidae.